This is a messenger RNA of Dermacentor andersoni, 579 nucleotides long. RefSeq lists its product as uncharacterized. Lineage: Eukaryota; Metazoa; Arthropoda; Arachnida; Ixodida; Ixodidae. The record is from RefSeq and is a predicted model, not a curated record.
CGGUGCACGGGCUCUGGAGUCAACGCGCCGCAGAGACCAGCAAAGUCCUUCCGCCGGCCAUCAGUUAGCCCGUCCUUCGCUGGCCGUCGUCGUGGUCGUCAUGAUGGGUGGUGCCCUGGUGCCGGCUCGCCUGCGAUCUUCAUCGCUCGUGCUGGUGGCUCUGGCGCCACUGGUGGCUCUCGCGGCGGUAGUGGCACCCCCCGACUGGACCGCCGCCCUCGAAAACAUGGAGAGACGGGGCGGCAGCCUGAGCAACCCGAAGCUGCAGUCCUGGCCUCUGCUGUCGCUGAUGCCCCGCGAAGGGGCCCUGGAAUCCCUGCACCUUCGCUCGCGCCAGCGGCCCCACGCCGCCUCGUACAGCGUGGAAGGGGACGACGAUGGAGGGCUGGACUCGCAGGACGAGUCCCGCCGGGCAAAGCUCAGGGGAAAGGCCUGCUACUUCAAGAUCUGCCCUUUCAACACUCGAUCUUUGUAUAGCAGCGCCGGGGCGAAUAUGUAACUCAUACGCCAUUAUGAUCCUUGUCAUGGAAUAAAUAAGCUGCCGUGUGAUCACAGCACGUCACCGUGACACUUCCGUAA